GGCAGAAGCUACCCGGUGGCUCGCGGAAGAUGGCAGGGAGAAAAGUCCUGAUAGUCUAUGCGCAUCAAGAGCCCAAGUCCUUGAACGGAUCUUUGAAGAGGGUCGCUGUGGAAGAACUGAGCAAGCAGGGCUGCAGUGUCACAGUGUCUGAUUUAUAUGCGAUGCAGUUCGAGCCCAGAGCAACAAGAAACGACAUCGUGGGUUGCUUGCACAACUCAGAAGAGUUCAAUUACGGCGUGGAGGCAUGGGAAGCUUACAAGAGAGGAGGUUUGUCCAACGAUCUGAUUGAAGAGCAAAAGAAGGUGCAGGAAGCAGACUUACUGAUUUUUCAGUUUCCCUUGUAUUGGUUCAGCAUGCCAGCAAUCAUGAAGGGCUGGAUGGACAGAGUCUUGGUCCAAGGAUUUGCUCACGAAUUUCCAAACUGUUAUGAUUCUGGUUUGCUCAAGAACAAAUUAGCCCUAUUUUCUUUCACCACUGGAGGAAGCAGAGAGAUGUAUGCAAAAGGAGGUAUCAGUGGUGAUAUUCGCUAUCUCCUGUGGCCCAUGCAGCAUGGAAUCAUGCACUUUUGCGGUGUCAAAGUCCUCGCGCCUCACAUCUGCUUCGCUCCGGAGUAUGUCUCUGAGGAGAAGAGGAAGGAGAUGCUGGUUGCCUGGGCCCAGCGUCUGAAGACUCUUUGGAAGGAAGAACCCAUAAACUGCUCUCCUGAGUGGUAUUUCAAGUAA
Messenger RNA from Egretta garzetta (little egret), 722 nucleotides. It is a transcript of the gene NQO2, whose product is annotated as N-ribosyldihydronicotinamide:quinone reductase 2. NCBI's taxonomy places the organism in Eukaryota, Metazoa, Chordata, Aves, Pelecaniformes, Ardeidae. Bases 30 to 722 code for a protein of 230 amino acids. The transcript has 6 exons. Gene Ontology annotation, cellular component: cytosol. The record is from RefSeq and is a predicted model, not a curated record. Gene Ontology annotation, molecular function: NAD(P)H dehydrogenase (quinone) activity.